Molecule: messenger RNA, 403 nt
Organism: Aphanomyces astaci
Lineage: Eukaryota; Oomycota; Saprolegniomycetes; Saprolegniales; Verrucalvaceae
Exons: 4
Coding region: 14-367 (117 amino acids)
Cellular component (GO): cytosol; nucleus
Molecular function (GO): DNA binding
Source: RefSeq, a predicted model, not a curated record
GCGUUGUUUGACGAUGAACGGUGGCGGCGGCGGGAGAUCCAUGGAGCAGAUGCAAGCAGAGCAGAUGCGCAAGAAGGAAAACGACGAGAUGAAGAAGCAAAUCAUCUCCAGCAUCAUGACGCCCGAGGCCAAAGAGCGUUUGUCGCGCAUUGCGAUUGUCAAGCCCGACAAGGCGGCGGCACUGGAAGACACGAUCAUCCAGAUGGCACAGCGCGGUCAACUGCCUGGUCAGAUCGAUGAAGCCAAGUUCAUCGAGUUGUUGAGUCGCACGGGCGCCGCGGAGGAUCAACAGCGCACCAAGGUCACGAUCCAGCGAAGGACCUAUUUUUCGGACGAGGAAGACGCCGACGACGACGACGACUUUUAGAUGUUUCUUAAUGCGAUAACUUCCUUUUUAACCCCG